Cokeromyces recurvatus is the source of this 1119-nucleotide messenger RNA. RefSeq names its product peptidase M50B-like-domain-containing protein. Bases 135 to 944 code for a protein of 269 amino acids. The transcript has 3 exons. Lineage: Eukaryota; Fungi; Mucoromycota; Mucoromycetes; Mucorales; Mucoraceae. The record is from RefSeq and is a predicted model, not a curated record.
AAAAAAAAAAAAAAAAAAAAAAAGAAAGAAAAUCUUGAAUUUUAAACGCAAAACACUAUAAUUUAUUAUUUUUUUCUUUUUUUCUUUUUAAUAUUUUUCUUUGUCUCCUUUUUUCUUUAAAAAAUAAUAAUAAUAUGGCACCAACGGACAUUAGAAGUUAUGAAACUUAUUUAGUAGCUCGACAAGCAGUAACUAAUGAAGCAGUAAAUCGACUUACACCAACUGAAGAUCAAAAGAUCAUUCUCAUCAUUAUUGGAGUUUAUACAGCAGCAAUUUUAAUUUUAUGGAAUAUGCCAAUAGCCAAGAUUAUUCUAUCACCGUUUAAGUUAUUAACAGUAGGCUUACAUGAAUUUUCGCAUGCAUUUAUGGGGUGUUUAACCUGUGCUAAAAUCGAAUCUAUCGAAAUAGAUCCAGACGAAGGUGGAGUUACUCGAAUGCGAGGCGGUAUUCCAAUGUGUACAUUACCCGCAGGCUAUUUAGGAUCUUCUUUAAUUGGAGCUAUUUUAGUCAUGUGUGGAUUUAAUAUAUUAGCAUCUAAAAUAGCCAGUAUCUUUUUAGGCGUCUGUUUGUUAUUUACACUUUGGUGGGCUAAAAACUGGUUAACACGAGGUAUUGGGUUCUUAUUUAUUGGUGUCAUCAUCUUUCUUUGGUGGCUUGAACGUGGAGCAGGGCUUCGUUAUUUUGUAUUGUUUGUAGGCGUUAUGUCAUGUCUCUAUUGUCUUUGGGAUAUUUUAGAUGACCUUGUAUUUCGUAAACUUCAUGAAUCAGAUGCAUCUAAAUUUGCUCAAGUUUGUGGUGGCUCUUGUAUGUCAAGUCGUGUUUGGGGUGUAUUUUGGUUUAUAAUUAGUUUGAUAUUUUUUAUAGUUGGAAUCUUGAUUGGCUUAGCAGCAUUUAAAGAAGAUCAACAAACACAACAACAACAAGCACAAGGCUUUGGUUGGUAAAGGAAAAGCCUGUAUUUUGUAUGAAUAUACCAUGUUAUAUAGACAUAUAAUAUUUCUACUUGUUAUAUUUCUAUAAAAGUUAUCCUGAUUUAUUAUCAUUAUUAUAAACAAUGUAGCUUUUUUUUUUCACUUUCGGGGAUUAAAUCCUUCUAAAUUGUCCACCCUCCAUGUUUAU